GGCAACACUGGUGCUCAUUAAAAACGGAAAAAUAAACGGAACAUUCCAUUUAAUUCAUAAAAACUAUAUUUUAAAAUGUUUAUUGUGGCUGUAACUGGUGGCAUUGCUACGGGUAAAAGUACCGUAACCAAGGUAUUUGAGCAACAUGGUAUACCCGUUGUUGACGCAGACAAAAUUGCUAGAGAGAUUGUUGAACCAGGUGAGCCGUGCUGGAAAAAAAUUCGUGAAGUAUUCGGCGAUGAAGUACUACUGCCCACCAAAGAUCUGAACCGAGCUGUGCUUGGACGACUAAUCUUUGAGGACAAGGAGCUGCGAGGCAAGCUUAAUCAGAUAACACAUCCUGCCAUACAUCGUAAAAUAUAUAUAACGGUAUUUAAGCUCUUCAUGGCUGGCCACAAAUGGAUUGUGCUUGACUUGCCCUUACUCUUUGAAACGGAAAUCUUGAUGGACUUUAUGCACAAAAUUAUAACUGUAUCUUGUGAUUCUAAUAAACAAUUGGAGCGACUACUUGCACGCAAUGAGUUGUCUGAAGCAGAGGCACGUAAGCGCGUGGAAUCUCAAAUGCCGCUGGAGAAAAAAUGCGAGAAAUCUCAUUUUGUUGUAGACAAUAAUGGGACCGUGGAGCAGACUGAGGCUGCGGUCAAUUUAAUUUACAAUAUGAUGCAGGAGAGCAAUCAACAUUGGUACAAUCGCAUGUUUAUACUGGGCGUUAUAUUAGUCGCUGGCUUUAUCUUUUACUUCAUAAACUAUGUUUUUGAUGUCAAGUCCUUAUCAUGGCGUCAAUAAGAAAGCAAGAGCUUAUACCAAAUAUACACUACAAAGUGUACUUUAGGCCACAUUUUGAGUAUUUAAUAAAAGGCUUUAUUUUAGUUUAAUGACG
This is a messenger RNA of Drosophila busckii, 880 nucleotides long. It is a transcript of the gene Dpck, whose product is annotated as dephospho-CoA kinase. Gene Ontology annotation, biological process: coenzyme A biosynthetic process. NCBI's taxonomy places the organism in Eukaryota, Metazoa, Arthropoda, Insecta, Diptera, Drosophilidae. Gene Ontology annotation, molecular function: ATP binding; dephospho-CoA kinase activity. The record is from RefSeq and is a predicted model, not a curated record. The coding region runs from base 76 to 786 and encodes 236 amino acids. The transcript is spliced from 3 exons.